Molecule: messenger RNA, 1621 nt
Organism: Mercurialis annua (annual mercury)
Lineage: Eukaryota; Viridiplantae; Streptophyta; Magnoliopsida; Malpighiales; Euphorbiaceae
Product: F-box/FBD/LRR-repeat protein At1g13570-like
Exons: 5
Coding region: 165-1457 (430 amino acids)
Molecular function (GO): protein binding
Source: RefSeq, a predicted model, not a curated record
CAUCACUACUAAAAAUAAAAUCAAACACUCUCACUAAAAGGUGACCGGAACACCAUUUCUAUCAUCGAAUUAUAGAUUCAUCUACAGAGCUUUAUUUACGAAUGGCUGAUUUUGGCUCUUAACUGCGCAAUUUAAUUCAAGUUUUUUAAACAGAAAGAAAAACUAUGGAUAACCAGCCCGCUAAAAGGAUUGAAAACAGCUCAAAAUCGGAUAGAAUCAGCGACUUGCCGAGUAACAUCAUAGAUAAUAUUCUAGUUUGUCUGCCCAUUCAUGAAGCAGUGAAGACUAGUAUCUUGUCCAAGAAUUGGAGGUGCAAGUGGAGAUAUAUUCCCAAAUUGGUAUUUGAUGAUACAUUUUAUGAAAUGUCGGUAUGGCCUUCUGUCGAAGAACCUAACAUUGCUAAACUCUUUCUUAAUGUCUUAAGAGUUCUAUUACUUCACCAUGGAUCCAUCUUCAAUUUUACUUUUAAUAUUCCGUUGUUAGAGAACUCUUCUGAGAUUGACAUAGUGAUGCUUUACCUGACCAAGAAAGGUGUUCAUGAAAUUGUCUUUGAUUUUGGAGAAGAUGGUUAUGAAAUUCAUAGAUUGCCAUCAACUCUGUUCUCAUGUGUGACAUUGAGGAGCUUGACCUUGUCGUCGUGUAUUUUCACCGUUCCGUUGGCAUUUCAAGGAUUUGUUAAGUUGAUUUCUCUUAAGUUUGAGUAUGUUCGUUUUGAAACCAAUGUAAUUGAAACUUUCAUCUCCAAAUGCCCAUCACUUGAAACACUUUCUAUAAAACACUGUUACAAUGUUGGUAACCUCGAUAUUGACAUUCCUUAUCUGAAGUUCUUUCAGUUUGCUGGUUCUUUUAAGGCUAUUUGUUUUAGAAAAACUAGUCCGCAUCUUUCAACAGUUGUAUUUGAUGAAGAUUUUGACGGACCCUAUCCCUCUGAACCAACCAAGCUUUUCGAAUGUCUGUCUGUUGUCGAGCACUUGCGCCUCGGAUGUAUCGCUUUGGAUUACCUUUUUUAUGGAAGAAAGCCGAUGAAACUUUCUCUUGGUUGUCUUAGAGUUCUUGAACUGCCUGAAAUACGUUUUUGGUGUGCGAGAAAUAUCUUUGCUGUUCUUUGCUUGAUCGUGAACUCUCCCAACUUAGAGAAGCUGGAGAUGGGGUCUCUUGGAGCUAGUGAAGAUAUAGAUCCUCUUGCUCCAGAACUUUUAAAAGUACAAGACCUCUUACACAAUGCACUGAAAAAACUUCGAGUGGUGAAGAUGAAUUUUGCAGAAUCACGAGUAGAACAAUUAAAACCUGAACUUGAUUUUAUUAAGUUUCUAUUGGCUGAAUCAGUAGUACUUGAAAAGAUGUAUAUGCAGCCUGAUGAAGCAAGAGUUCGUGGGGAUGGACAGAAGAUUUUGAAAGAGGUACUUCGAUUUCAAUGUUCAUCAAAGAAAGCCAAAAUUGUAGUACUUAAAUCCUGAUGAUGGUGAAGUUAGUAGUGAGUGAUGAUGGUGAUGGUAGGAAUUAGGAUGUUGAUUAUGAAAAUGUUGUGUUAGAAAUUUAUCUAUUAAGUAGUGACUGCCAUUUUUGAAUUUAUAAAUUGUCAGUUCUUAUUUCGGUUUAAGGAUAUCGUUUUGAUUUGGCA